AUCAUCAUUGUUCAUCAUCAAUGUUGGAAAUAUGGCGCCGAAGUGAAAGACGCGAUAUUGGAAAUAAAUAAAAAUUUAUUAAAUUAGAUUGAUUAUUCAUUGCGGAAACCAUAAAAAUCUUGCAAUAAUGAGUAAUAUAUCACCAUUUGGAGGUGGAAAGAAUCCACCAUGGGUUAGAAAUUCAGGACAAAUUCAAAAUAUACAACAACAAAUGUUGGGACAAGCAAUGGGAAGUAUUGGAGGUCAACCAAUGGUUCAGUAUCAACAACAAACUCAACAAGUGUAUCAGCAGAGUUUAGGUUUACAACAACAAAACUUGACAAUGGCCUCAAUGGCAACUCUCAGUUCAAAUCUACAAUCGGGCAUUGCGGGACAAUUAUAUCCUCAAGUGGCAACAGUUUCAUAUCCAACUCCAAGGGCGUUAAAUACAAAUGCAUUUCAACAAUCGGUUGCCGGUGUUACGCAACAAGUUCAACAAAACGUUCAGUCCUCAUCAUCAACAAAGCAACGUGUAUUUACUGGCAUAGUUACCAAAGUUCAUGAUAAUUUUGGCUUCGUUGAUGAGGAUGUAUUCUUUCAAACAAGUGCUUGUGUCAAGGGAUCGAAUCCAAUUGUAGGUGAUCGCGUUCUAGUGGAAGCGUCUUAUAAUCCAUCAAUGCCUUUUAAAUGGAACGCUACAAGAAUUCAAGUACUUCCUAUGGGCAACAGUACCAAUAAUAGUAACGUAAAUACUCAUCAAACAAGUCAAUCAAAUCGUCAACAACAACAAAUACGACCUUCUGGAACAUAUAACGCCGUUCCUCCACCAUCUGAAAAUUCAAAUAGCAGAUUUAGUUCUAACAAUAAUAGUGGAGUUGCGUCUACAAAUCGUACGAAAGCUGGAAGAAUACGAGAAAGAUCACGAGAACGUCGCAAUGACGAUGAGGAAAUUGAGAGAAAACGUCGUCGGGAGGAAAGAAAUCGAGAACGUGAAAAGAAAGACGAGCGUAGUCCAUCAAGAACUAGAAGAAGUAAAUCGCCAAGACCUCGUCGCCGUACUCGUGUUGUUCCACGUUAUAUGGUACAAAUACCGAAAAUUGCCCUCGACUUGCCCGAAGCAGACGUAUUGGAAAUAAAGCGACGUUAUCAAAAUAUGUACAUUCCUAGCGAUUUUUUUUCUACAAAUUUAAGAUGGGUGGAUGCAUUCCCACCGCAUGUGCCAUUCACAUUAAAUAAACCAUGUUCAUUUCAUGUGAUGCAUAAAGAUGUAGAUUCGUAUAUAGAAAAUAAUGCCGUAUUAGAACCAGCCGAUUCGGAUUAUCUUUUCUCUGCCAAGGUGAUGCUAAUAUCAAUGCCAGCAAUGGAGGAAAUUUACAAACGUUGCUGCGGUGUUACAGAAGACAGAGAUCCUGAUCGCGAUUAUAUUCAUCCAACUCGACUUAUUAAUUUUUUAGUUGGUUUACGCGGUAAAAAUGAAACAAUGGCAAUUGGUGGACCAUGGAGUCCUUCUUUAGAUGGGGCAAAUCCUGAGAAAGAUCCAUCUGUUCUCAUUAGAACUGCCAUAAGAACCUGUAAAGCACUCACUGGUAUUGAUUUGUCCAGCUGUACUCAAUGGUAUCGCUUCUUGGAGCUCUACUACAGACGUGCAGAAACAACACACAAGUCAGGGCGUGUGGUGCCUUCGCGCGUUGAAACCGUCAUACUAUUUCUCCCAGAUGUUUGGCGAUGCGUACCAACUAGACUGGAAUGGGAUGGGCUUCAUCUCAACUAUAAGAAACAACUGGAACGAAAAUUGCUGCGUGCUGCCUCUAAUCUCGACGAUUCGGAUGCUGUCAAUGAUGCUGAUGAGGCUGCCGUCGCUGAUCAAAAGGAUGAAAAUCUUGCUGAGAAGAAAGAUCCUACACAUUAUUCGGAAUUGGAUCCUAAGUCCAUGAAUGUAAAUGAAUUGCGUCAAGAAUUGGUGGCCCGUAAUCUCAGUUCCAAGGGUCUGAAAUCACAGCUUGUGGCAAGACUCUCGAAAACAAUAAAAUCAGAGCAGGCAAAAGAAGAGGGUCGACAAGACGAUAUCGAGGAUAAUGAAAAGGAAAGUACUCCUACUCCAAAGGAAGAAUCAAAAGAUGAUAAAAAAUCAAAGGACAAUAAAGAGCACGACGAAGAUAAAAAGAAAAUUUACGAACGAGAACGCGCUCAACUUGAGAAAAGGUAUAAUCUUCCUGAAUCUUCGCAUAUUGUUGUUCAUCCUUCGAAAACUGCAAAAAGUGGAAAGUUUGACUGCACAAUGAUGUCGCUUAGCGUUUUACUCGAUUAUAGACCAGAAGAUACAAAGGAACAUUCAUUUGAGGUUUCUUUGUUUGCUGAACUCUUUAAUGAGAUGUUGAUGAGAGAUUUUGGUUUUCGUAUUUAUCGUGGUUUAUGCAGUCUUCCCGAGAAACCAAAAGAAAAGGAGGAGGACAAAAAAAAGGAUAAAAAAGACGAGAAAAAGAAGGACGAUGAGAAAAAAAGCAAAAAAGAAGAGAAAAAAGACGAUAAGAAAAGAGAGGGAAGUAAAGAUAAGAAAGAUGAUAAAGAAAUUAGAAGCAAAAAUGAUGAUAAAGAAAAAGAAAAGAAUGAAGAAGAUGAAGAUGAUGAUGAUGAAGAAUCUGAGGACGAUGACUCAAAGGAUGGAAAGAAAGACAAGGACAAGGAUGGAAAGAAGAAGAAAGCCAAACUUUAUACACAUGAUCCUUAUUUGCUUUUAUCGUUUGUUUACUUUGAUCAAACUCAUUGUGGUUAUAUUUUUGAUAAAGAUAUCGAGGAAUUAAUUUACACUCUUGGAUUGAAUUUAUCUAGAGCGCAAGUUAGAAAAUUAGUACAGAAAGUUGUAACGAGAGAUUCUUUACAUUAUCGUAAAUUAACCGAUAAAACAAAAGAUGAAGAUUCAAAAGAUAUGAAGAAAGAUGAGAAAGAUUGCGAAAAGCUUGACACAUCCGAUAAAACAGAAGAUGAGGAAAAAAUUUUACAAUCUCUCGCAAUGGGAAAUAAAAAAUUGUUGCCUAUAUUUUAUGGUAAUGGACCAGCCUCGAAGAGAGCACGACGAGAUGAUGGCGCUUUAUCGGAUCAAAGUCAAACUGUUCCUGAAGGCUUUGUUAUAUACAAAGGAUCUCUUCUUGAUGUUGAAAAACUAGUCAGUCAAUUGAAAAGAUCUGAGAAUGCGCGUGUUGACACGGAGACACGAAUGAUUGAAAUACAACAUGAACUCUCGGCUAUUAGUGACAAAUGUAAUAAACAAUCAAGCACAAUUAAAGAUCUCUCCGAUGAUCUCAGAUCUUAUAAGGAUAAAUUGAAAAAUACUGAUGAAAAAUUGAAGAAAGUUUUGAAUGAUUCUCACAUGUACCUGUCAACAUUAAAAAAUGUAUACCACGUCACAUCGAAAGUAGUUCACAGUGACUCGAGAAAAGUUGAAGUCGUUGAAAUACAAGAUGAAAGAUCUGUCGGUGAAAUGAAUGGAUCGCAAAGUGAUAGCAAAUCUAAAAGUGACACAAGGUGGAGCGAUAGUAAAACUUCAAUUAAAAAAGAAAUUGUCGACAAUGACAAAAUAAAAUCUAAUGACAGUAAAAUUAUUAUUAAAAAGGAAACGUCUGAGGAUAAGGAAAAAAAUUAAUCAGGUAUGUUGUUAAAAUUAAAUUUUUAUUCAAAAAGAAAGAAACUCAGUUCAUCAAAUCGAUAUUUUGAGUCGUGUUUAAUUUUUUUUCAAAUAAAAAUUAAAAAUGUCCAGUAGAAUUUUAAAUAAUUUCGAAAUUCACGUAUGCGUGUAAGUAAAUUACUCUAAGUUUAGAAAAAUAUUAACCCAAUUUGUUAUACAAAUUUUUACACAUCUUUUAAUGUGUACAAAAAUUAAAUUUCAUAAGUUGAAUUUUGAAAAAAAAUGAAAGUUAUAUAAUUAAACAGCAAAUAAAUGUCAAAAGGAUAAAUUGUUUAUUUUUAAACAAAAUUGGAAAAGAAUCUACAUUUAUUUUCAAAAAAAAGAAAAAAACACAGCUCAUAAUAAACUCGUGCUCAGAAAUAUUAAUGUACGGUGAGAUAUUCUUAAAUAUUUUAUGUAAUUAAUUUGUCUAAUAGAUAAUUGAAAAGAAAUUGUAAGAGAAUUUUUAUUCCGUCGUACACAACAAUUUUCUGAGAAUAUAAAAACAAAACACUUUUUUAUAAAUAAUAAUAAUAAUAAUAAUAAUAGAAAAUAAUACAAAAAAAACACUGAAAUUGUAAGUUUCUAAUAAAUAAUUAAGUUUGAACUGCAUAAUAAAAGUAUGUUAAUUAUUUAAAAAUUGUUUGUGUUAUUUUCAGUUUCUUAUUAAAUAAAUAAUUUAAUUAAUAAUUAAAUUAUUAAUUACUAUUGUUAAAUUUAAUUAUUUGAAAAAAAAAAUUUUAAUUGGAUUUGUCAAAAUAAAAUAGCAAUUUAGACGAGAUCAGUUUUAUUUUACCUGAUCGAAAUAAUAAAAAAACAAUUAUUUACAAACUGUACAAAUUAAUUUUUUUUCAUUUAUGAAGCAUUAACGUAAAAACGAUUUAAGUACGAUGAAAUACGCUUGUUUUAUUUUAUUCGCAGAAAAUCAUUAGUUCAAUGUCAAAUGACACUAAGAAAGUACAGUUCUAUUUUUUGCGAGUUAAUGUGUUUUUUUCAUGUUUUAUUACAUUCUUCUUUUCGCAUAUAUUACUUAAAAUAAUAAAAUGAAAUUCUAAUUAUCACAAUCUAUUAAAUAUUCACAUAUUGUGUAAAUAUACGAUAUACUAUAUGAAAUAAAAAUUUUGAUUUGUCA
Molecule: messenger RNA, 4772 nt
Organism: Leptopilina boulardi
Lineage: Eukaryota; Metazoa; Arthropoda; Insecta; Hymenoptera; Figitidae
Product: cell division cycle and apoptosis regulator protein 1-like
Exons: 15
Coding region: 128-3619 (1163 amino acids)
Biological process (GO): regulation of DNA-templated transcription
Cellular component (GO): nucleus
Source: RefSeq, a predicted model, not a curated record